This is a messenger RNA of Closterium sp. NIES-65, 1020 nucleotides long. The record is from the annotation of a GenBank genome assembly. NCBI's taxonomy places the organism in Eukaryota, Viridiplantae, Streptophyta, Zygnematophyceae, Desmidiales, Closteriaceae.
AUGGCUUUAGAAAUGCGCUCGAGCAGCAAGACAACCAUUCAGGAGGUGGUCUUUCGAGCAGGCCGCAUCUUCGCGGUUCUCCUGGCAGCAUGGGUGCUGGCGGGCGUGUCCAUGGCGGCGUGGCUGUGCUACUCGCGGCACGCGUCGUACGAGAGCGAGCGGUGGCAGCACCUCGACACGUGGUGCUACGAGCGCGCCAAGCUCUUCGAGCAACACACUCUCACCACCGUCAGCCAGAUCCGCACAUUCGCGGGGCUGGUGGCGGUGAUGGGCAAGCCGAAGAGGGACGGCGGCAAGUGGACGUGGGACAAGUGCUUCACUCGCCUGCGGUGGGACGAGUACAUUAACAAGACGGGUUACGCCCGCCCGGGCAACACGGGGGCCAUGCUCUGCCUCUUUGUCACUGAUAAGGAGCGGCCAGCCUUUGAGCGGCAGUACGGCGGGCCGAUCACGGACAUGGCAGGGCAGCCGCAGCAGCGCCAGCCGCUCUACUGCCCCACGAUGAUCGACCUGCACUACUACCGCUCCUCCAUCCCCCUCGUCGACCUCGUGCAACGCAUCCCCGACGAGCUCGCCUUCCUCCGACGCACCGCGGAGGUUGGGUAUUGCGUUGUAACGCCUGUCGGAAACCUCAGCUACAACCUCACAGGUGUUGCGGUGGGCUUCCCCAUCUUGCAGCACCCGCUGCCGCCGAACCCAACGCAGCAGCAGGCAGAGGAGGCGGUGAUUGGGGGGGCAGGGUCGGUUGUGGACUUCACCUCCAUCGCCAAGAACGUGCUCACCAAGGUGUUUUGCCCAGACCCCUCGAUCACGUUUGAGGCAUAUGACACCACAGACCCCAGUGCCCCCACCAUGAUCUACGGGCCGGGUCCAAGGCUCAUUUAUUACAAGGAGAGGGACAUCUUACCCUUCACUGCCGCCUCGCCCGACAACGUUACGCGCCCUUGGGAGCAACGUGCCGUCGUGCCCCUCGACCUGCUGGGCGGCCGCCUGCGCCAGUACCAGGUCUGGUGCCGGUGA